Messenger RNA from Hippocampus comes (tiger tail seahorse), 1742 nucleotides. Its product is annotated as protein THEM6-like. The coding region runs from base 550 to 1161 and encodes 203 amino acids. The transcript is spliced from 3 exons. The record is from RefSeq and is a predicted model, not a curated record. NCBI's taxonomy places the organism in Eukaryota, Metazoa, Chordata, Actinopteri, Syngnathiformes, Syngnathidae.
GUCACGUUAAAACCCACAAAGACACAUAAGUCACGAAAACUUAAAUCUUACUAAAUGAUAGAUGAUCAAUCAUUAAUUAACUACGAUUGUCGUCAGUUAUGAAAUUUAAUUUACAGGAAAAUGCAGAUGAUGGUUUGGGGCCAAAAAAAUACGAUGUGAUUGUGAAUGUGAUAAUACAAGUCAAGAUGCAAAGUACAAAGUGGCUAAUGUAGGCAUAUACUGUACGUUGUAACUGAGCAAAAUUAUAUCAUAGCCUGUUUAACCCAACUCAUGAAUUGACUCGGACAAAAAUCAUUUUACAUUUUUUAAUUAUCUUAAAAUUAACCAGGAGAGUAUGUUUAUGAAAGUACCUUUAAAAUAUGCGGUGGCCUAGACCGAUGACAUCGCUGUUUACCCUUUUAAGGAGAUGUAUGAUUACGGUCGGACCAUGCUAAGGCGUCACAUGCGAGGAAGUGACAAAUUUGAAAUUACUUUUGUCUAUGUGGGGUGUCGGUACACUAGCAUGACAUCAUCUUGCAAAGCCGCCAACUCCUCAGUAAGAAAAGAGACAUGCUGCUGUUGGUGCUAGGAGGCCUCCUAGUGCUCUUCUGCACUGUGGAUGUGUGGUACUUUCUGCGGGCGGUGUAUGUGUUGAUCCAAACCCUGCUGCUGCCGCGCAUACGGGACGUGCUGGCGGAGCAACAAUUGGAUGGCGUGGUUCUCCCCCACGACGUGGACUACAAGGGUCACAUGAACAACUCGCGCUACCUGCGUGAGUGUGACUUUGCCCGCUUCCACCACUACAUGCGCACCGGGCUCUUCCUGGCCCUGUGCAGGAUGGGGGCCAAGAUGGUGAUCGGAGCCUCCACCAUCCGCUACCGGCGCUCCUUGGCCUUUGCCGAGACGUUCGAGAUUCGCACCAGGAUACUGGGCUGGGACGACAAAGCUUUCUAUCUGGAGCAGCGCUUCGUGUCCAAGAAGGACGGCUUUGUGUCAGCCGUGUUGCUCUGCAGGCAGAAUGUGGUGCACAGCAGCCCUGAGGAAAUUGUUGAGUUUGUCUGCAAAACGAAGAUCAAAUGUCCUCCACUAGGCGAGGACGUGAAGCACUGGAUCAACUUCAUUUCAGCCAACAGCCAAGCCCUGAGAGCUGAGAGCGGACUGGAGCAGAAGAAGAAUGAAUGAACGCAUGCAUAUCGUUAGCAAUGCAAUCACAAACACAGUAGAACAGUUCCACUUGCGUAAUUUUUUUUUUUUGUAAUUUUAUUUAAGGCAAAUAACAUUGUACGGCGAUAUGAACGUGAACCCGAGUGAUACGUUCACACAGGCAUGCUGCAGCAACCUGAUCUCUGCGUGGUUGUAUAUAAAAUGCACAAAAAAGCUUCCCAUCUCAGGCAACGUUCCUGUUUUAUCAUAAAGGGAUCAUCUGCUGUUUUUUUUUUUUUUUAAAGGUAUAGCUUGGUGCUCUGAUGGGUGGUAUUUAAGACUUAAUGUAAUGUUGCAGGCAACUUUGGAAGGGAAAUACAUGAAUAUGAAUUAUUUAUAAAAUUUGCACUUCAUCUUCUGACCAAAAUGUUUAUGCCAUUAUUAUUAGCGUUCGAUUUGUAGGUCUGAAUGUUUGUUAUGAAUGCACUGAUGGAAGCGAGAGUCAUGCAUUGCCCUUUUAAGUUGCUCUUAAAUUAUUUGUUGAAUGAAUCCAUGUGCAAUAACAGUAUGUUUGUUGGUUCUAUUUAAUAACAUUUUCAAAUACAAAUGUACUUGUCUUA